Messenger RNA from Monoraphidium neglectum, 867 nucleotides. RefSeq lists its product as hypothetical. Bases 1 to 867 code for a protein of 288 amino acids. Lineage: Eukaryota; Viridiplantae; Chlorophyta; Chlorophyceae; Sphaeropleales; Selenastraceae. The record is from RefSeq and is a predicted model, not a curated record. The transcript has 3 exons.
AUGAGCCGCGCGACCUUCGUGACGCUCGCCUUCGUGGCCGCGCUGUGCCUGGCGGCACCCGUGGAUGCCCGCCGCCACCUGCGCCAGGUGUCCGUGUCUGGCGUCACCGGCACCCUCAGCGGCGUUACCGGCGGCACCGGUGCCGUCAGCGGUACGACUGCUGUGGUUCCCGCUGUCGUGAGCACCGGUACCGGCGCUGCCGGCGGCGCCUCCGCCGCUGGCGGUGCCGUUGUCUCCACCGCCACGACCGCCGUGGCCGGCGCCCAGGGUGCCGCUGGUAUCCUUGUCGGCGCUGGUCAGACCGCCGCUGGCGGUGCCACUGGUGCGGCUGGCUCGCUCGUCCCCGUUGCUCAGACCGCCGUCGCUGGCACCAAGGAUGCUGCUGGUCUUGCUGUGGCCGCUGGCCAGGCCGCCGUUGCCGGUGUGCAGAGCGGCACCGCGGGUCCUCUCCUGAGCGCCACCACUGGCGCUGUUGGCUCCACCGUGGCCACCGGCCAGGGCGCUGCGGGCACCAUCGCUGGCGCCACCACCGGCGCCGCCACCACCGCCGCCGGCUCCACCGUUGGCACCGCCCAGACCGCUGCUGGCGCCAUCGCUGGCGCUGCCACCACUGCUGCUGGCUCCACCGUCGGCACCGCCCAGACCGCUGCCGGCACCAUCGGCGGUGCUGUUGUCAGCUCCGGCACUGGCGCCGCUGGCUCCACUGUGGGCACUGCCACCGGCGUUGCCACUGUUGCCAAGACCACCGCCACCGGCAUCGUCACGGGCCUGUCUGGCCGUCGCCUGCGCCAGGUGUCCGUGUCUGGCGUCACCGGCACCCUCAGCGGCACCACCGCCACUGGCAUCGUCACGGGCCUGUCCGGCUGA